Molecule: messenger RNA, 497 nt
Organism: Acaulospora morrowiae
Lineage: Eukaryota; Fungi; Glomeromycota; Glomeromycetes; Diversisporales; Acaulosporaceae
Source: the annotation of a GenBank genome assembly
UGACUUUGAGUCGCGACAACCUUUAAGUGAGAAUCAAACGGAGGGUUCUAGAUUUGAACCUGACGAGAAGAGGUUUAAAGAUGAAGGAAUUCAGACCGAUCCAAUCGAUCUGGGACCCAUUGUACAAUUGAUUUGUUCUAAAGACCUUGAACUUGGAUCUGUUGUACGUAAAAGGCUACUCUCGCUUGGUUUUAAUGCAAGUGCUGGGAGGAAUGCUUCAGUAUCCUCGGCGUCAACACAAGGUCGUUCUUUAUUGGAUAUGGGACCCGACGAAUUGUAUAACUACGAGAAUAAAAAGGGUAAUAUACGUGGUGAUUUCAACGAUUCGCGGAAAUCUCAUUCUGUUUCUCGAUCGGUGCAUUCCCCAAGUGCAAAUAAUGAUUCUUAUGGCUCGGAUAAUAAAUGGAAGGUAGAGAAUGAACAAGAGGCAUCCAGUAAAUUGAACAAUACUCGUAAUUCUUACACAAGUGACUUUGAGUCGCGACAACCUUUAAGUG